GAGAACAAUGAUGCAGUGAGAGUGAGAGUAGAGAGGGUCAAAGCAAGUAAGAAGAAGAAGAAGAAGAAGAAGAAGAAGAAGAAGAAGAAGAAGAAGAAGAAGAAGAAGAGGAAGUUAUUUUGUUAUUGGUAUGAUCAUGGAAUCUCCAGAACCUUCGAAGAACAAUGCAACUUCUUCGGCCUCCACAAUCAAUGCCGUCGCCAUCAAUGACUCCCCUCAAGUUCAAGAAUCACCCUUUUUCAGGUUUGUAAACAACUUAUCUCCUAUAAAGCAACCUGCCAAGGCUUCUCAUGUGGCACAAGGCUUUGUUGGACUCAAUUCUCCGCCUCUUGUAUUCACAUCACCGCGUAUUAGUUGUCACCGUGAAACACACUUAUUGGAAAGACCUUCAUGUGCUCAGUCAUCAAGUCGAUCAGAAUCUCAAAGUGACAAUAGAGGCAAGUUAAUUGAAGCUCCUGGUGAUUCUGCGAAAUCAACUGCUGAACUGCCACUUGCAGGGGAGUUUAUAACUGAAACUGUGAAGGAUUUUGAUGUAAAAAAUGAUGCAAUUACCCAACACUGCAGUCCGCCGCCAUCUGUUGAUAAAUAUCUGGUUGAUCCUGUGGAUAUUGAUCAAAUGUACUCUGUCAACCCAGAUGAGAAACAAUCUAAUGAUACUGAAUCAUCUCUGAGUAACUUAGCUCAAUCAAAGAAAAGCAUAUCAGAAGUUGACAGCAAAGAUGAUCCUUGUGAUAAAGCAGAUAAACCUUUGAUUUUGUUAGAGAAAGUUGAUAAGGCUCAAACAGGGCCAGCAUAUGUUGAAGGGCAUGAUCAAAUAACAGGGGAGAAAAAUGAUGUUUUAAUGGCUUUGCACAAGCGCAUGAAGGAUGAUAAUGACUGUACAUCUCAGUUGCUUCCCGAACAGACUCUGCAGGAUGUUAAAGAUUGGGAAGAUUGUGAUGAGAUGGUGUCAACCUCACAUGUAGGUGCUGCGAACGUGUCACAAGAUGCUUCUGAGGUUACUCUAAAGCAUCAUGGCCUUCGUAGACGGUGUCUACAAUUUGAGGAGGCUGCAUCUAAUGCUCGUGGAAGUGAUAAAUCUUGUAUGAAAUCAAAUGCAGCUCCAAUCAAAAUAAAAAUGGUCAAGCUGUCUGAACCUGGCACUUCUUCCUUGUUUCCUCAAAGAUGUAGUGGAAACUCAACUGUGACAUGUCCCAAGCCAUCAGGCAUUGGAUUGCAUUUAAAUAGCAUUGUAAAUGCUAUGCCUCCUGGUUGUGCUGCAACUACAGGUAUUAGAUCAUCAGAUUGUUUACAAGGGAAGAAAUCUGCAUUGAUUGGUAUAAAUAAAGUGGAGAACAUGAAGGGACGCAUAACUUCAUCAAAUAUAGAUGGGCAAUCAUUAAUUGAUAGUGGAAAUGAGAGCCAAGCCAACAUUUCCUCACUACCUGUAGAUUCUUUCAUUUCUGGGUCUCAUAGCCCUACAGAACCUGUUGCUAUAUGUCCUGAAAGUCUCCAUGAUAAGAGGAAACUAAGCCCUACAGGUGACGGAUAUCCUGAGGAAUCGAAGCAACCUAGCCCGAGCAAGAAAAAGAAGAGAGCAUCAAGCAACAAUGAUGAUAAUGGCUGUAAAAGGUGCAACUGUAAAAAGAGUAAAUGUUUGAAACUUUAUUGUGAUUGUUUUGCUGCUGGAAUCUAUUGCGCUGAUGAUUGUUCUUGCCAAAGCUGCUUGAAUAGACCAGAGUAUGAAAAUAAAGUUAUUGAAACAAGGAAACAAAUUGAAUCCCGUAAUCCUCUUGCAUUUCUUCCCAAGAUUGUCCCUCAAUCCACUGAUCGUCCAUCAAAUAAUAUGGAGGAUGCAAUUCUGAUGACACCUUCAUCAGCCAGGCACAAAAGAGGUUGCAAUUGCAAAAGGUCAAUGUGUCAGAAAAAAUAUUGUGAAUGUUAUCAGGCUGGUGUCGGAUGCUCUAGCGGAUGCCGAUGUGAGGGAUGUAAGAAUGUUUAUGGCACAAAAGAAGAUUAUGUUGCAAGGGAUCAUGUUUUCAAUAAAGAAAGGAUGGGUAGCAGGAUUGAAAAUGAACCAGAUGGUGCUUUUCUCAACAAACUGGAAAUGGUGGCAAGCAAGUCAGAUUUGUUCCAUGUCUCACCUAUAACGCCAUCAUUGCAAUGCUCUGACCAAGGAAAGGAGGCUGCAAAAUUCGGACUUCAUUCUGGACAGCAUCUACCCUCCUCUGAAACUAAUGUUGAUAUGCUUCCCUCAAGUGCAAAUUAUAACAAGUCUCUGGAGAACUCGCAGAGUGUUCUUGCAAACCUGGAAACAGAUGAGAUGUUGGAAACUGCUUCCUAUGAUUGGCAAGUGGAUUGCAGCGAUGUAAUGGAUCAAUCAUCACCAUGUGAUUUGGUUGCUAACAUACUUCAGGAUACUCCCUUGUCAAAUCCUGAAUCAAUGUCAAGUGCUUCACUGUUCACAUCUAGUACAAAGGAGUGCGGAAACAUCCCUCUAUCCCAAUCACAAGGACGCAUUCGCCUAAUAUCCGGGAGCUCUCUUCGUUGGCGUGGUUCACCAAAUACCCCAAGGGCUAGAUUAGGUGUAAAACACCUUCAGUCUCUUGAUUCUGAAAGCAGACUCUUCGACAUAAUGGAAGAUGAAACACCAGAUGUAUUGAAGGAAGGUUUAACACCCACCAAGUCUGUGAAAGCAAAUUCCCCAAACCAGAAGCGAGUUUCUCCUCCCCAUAGUCGUCUACGCGGACUUGGUUCAAGCUCCUCUGGAAGCUUCAGAACUGGCAGGAAAUUUAUACUGAAAUCUGUUCCUUCCUUUCCCCCAUUGACACCUUGUGUUGAAUCCAGAGAUAAUAGCAGUGAAGAUUUAGGUAACAAUGCCAAGUAACUGAUUCCCAAAACCAAAAGUUUUCCCUCAAUGUGAGUGUCAUGAGAAGAUUUAUGUAAUCUGGUAUGAUUGCUAGCAUCUUUUCUGGUAUGAGCAUGGUACAAAGUUCUGUAUUUCUCUCUCUUUAGCCUCCUUUUUAGUUCUUUUUAUUUGGUGCUGUGUUCUGGUGUAUCUAAUGUGUCCCAAUAUUACAGUUUUAAGUGACACAUCUAGCUGUGCCAAACAGGUUCAGAUGACUUAUUUUAUGAACUAUCAGUGCAAAGUUUGAAGUUG
Arachis stenosperma is the source of this 3139-nucleotide messenger RNA. Its product is annotated as CRC domain-containing protein TSO1-like. Gene Ontology annotation, molecular function: DNA-binding transcription factor activity. The record is from RefSeq and is a predicted model, not a curated record. NCBI's taxonomy places the organism in Eukaryota, Viridiplantae, Streptophyta, Magnoliopsida, Fabales, Fabaceae. The transcript has 11 exons. Bases 131 to 2866 code for a protein of 911 amino acids.